AUAAGAUUUGAUAGCAUUUACUUAUAUUUUGUUAGGUAUAAUGACGGCGUAUCUAGUAAUUAUUAAUAUGAUUAUAAUUUUGUUAUCGGACUUACAUACAAGGCUAAUUCCAGUGUAUCAACAUCUUACUACACAGAUGCUUUAAAUCGUUGCUCUUAUGUGGUGCCGUGUUAAUUGUGUAACUAAUAAACAAUAAAUAAAUCGGCCAUAUUUAAUAAGUAUGGAUCCGAAUAAUAGAAGUUUGCAAAAAUCGAGGCAUUCUCUCGAUAGUGCUUUAGUGUCUAAAAAUGUUUCUGGAAUGUGGCGCCCUUCUUCAAUUGCAAACAUUGCGAGUGAUUACCUUAAAAGACCGGACCAAGUGCUGGAUUCCGUACCUGUGAACAAAAUUAUCAACGGUACUGUUACCAAUAAUAUUCAAAGUAACAGCAAUAGCAGCAAUAGUGGUAACGGUCCACAGACAAGUAAUCAUGUGAAUAAUGAGCAGCGAAGUCCAGUAACACCGACAGAGCUGCCUACACCCCCUCAGACACCCACUGAUGAGAAGCAAAAAACUGAACGGAAGUUCUCUCUAAGACUGGACAAAAACCUACGAAAUACAGUUGUCAAUGUGGUCAUUGUGGAAGCAAAAGGACUUCCAGAUAAGCCUCAAGAUGGCGCUUCACACGCAGUCUACUGCAAAUUCCGUUUGGGUUCUCAAUCAUACAAAUCUAAAGCAGUUCCCGCCACACGGCAACCACAAUGGCGGGAAAGUUUCAGGCUACAUCUACGCAACGAUCAGCUAUUGACAAUAUCUUUAUGGGAUAAAGGGAAACAGAAGAAUUUUAUGGGCAGUUGUGUUCUAGACCUAUCGACUCGGGAGAGGGAGCGAACACAUGACAUCUGGCAGGAUUUGGAUGGAGGCUACGGUUCGGUACAUUUGUCAGUUACACUGUGUACUACACGCAGCAUACAGGACCCUAUCCAACCGACUACAAGCAAUGAACCAAAUGUAGAAGAACUACGAUCGAAAUAUGCGUUUUAUAACUUGACGCCAGACACAAGUAUCGUUGGCCAGUUACACGUAAAAGUGAUUGGAGCCAAGGGAUUGUAUGGCAAGCCGAAUGCGUACUGCACCUUGGAAUUGGACAAUGAGAAAGUGCAAACUCCGUCAGUCAGUUCUAGUGCAGAACCUGUUUGGAAUAAAACCUACGUGUUUAAUAUUUACGACGUGGCAUCGACAUUUGAACUGAAGGUAUAUGAUCGCUCCAUAAAUUCGUUGCUGUACGAUUUUCUGGGGAGAGUGAUUAUACCAUUGCUCAGGAUAAACAAUGGCGAAGCUUGCUGGUACGCACUCAAGGACAGCUGUAAGAAGAAGGGGGCGCGGGGUAACUGUCCUAGAGUGCGGUUGGAAAUGAACAUAUUUUGGAAUCCUGUGAUUGCUUCGUUGAAACUGUUUCGUCCGAAACAGGUGAAGUACAUUACGAAGCCGCCAAAGUUCGAUAUACCACUGAUUUACAAGAACUGCAAGUUUAUUAGGGAUACAUUUGAUGCUCUCUUUAUCUUUAAUGAAUAUUUUAAGGUAUUUCUAGAAUGGGACGAUCGGGAACUAUCGACGACUAUACUUUGUUCCUGGUUGAUAUUCUGGUAUUAUUUUGAUCCGUGGAUGACGCCGUUACUAAUUGCCGCCCUGUUUCCAGUCAUAUGGUUUAUUGAUCACAAACUACAUCAAGAAUCGAAACUUCCAAAUGACGAAGGUCCUAAAGACUGGAAUACAGGGGAUGAUGGACAAGGUGGGGAGUCCGUGUCAGAUAAAAUUAAAGGUCUACCAGAAAUGACACUCACAAUAACAGCGGGUAUAGAAUAUAUGGUCUCAGUGGCUGAAAGAUUGUAUAAUUUGGCAACAUUCAAGGUCCCGUUCCUAACUAUUUUGUCGAUGAUACUGUUAGCCAUAAAUUCAGCGCUGCUCUACUUUGUUCCCUAUAAGUACCUUAUGAUGGGAUUUGGGAUAUACAAAUAUGGGAGAAAACGUUUGAAUCCAGAUCGAAUAUUGAAUAACGACUUAUUGGACUUUAUUUCAAGAAUACCUGACAACAAAAUACUGAGAGAUUGGAAACAAUUGAGUGUGCCAGAACCUCAAAAUAAUAAAAGUUUGACAAGUACAUCGUCAGGGAAAAGUUCAACAUGACACGAAGCUUAGUUAUAAGUAAAUAUACGAGUAGAUAUCCUAGUCCAGGGCCAUAUUUAAUAAGGAAUGCUAGGGAACUGUAGUCAAAUAUUUCUAGUGCCAAAUAAACUAAAAUAAAAAUUAGAAUAGUUUUAUAAGUGAUUUCUAUCAUAUAUUUAUUUUUAAAUAAAAACAAUUUUGUAUAUAAGAGAAUAUAUAAUUAUUCAUUGUUUCAUUCUUAAAAUUAAACAUCACAAUUUCAUUGCUAACCUAAAUUCUUAUUACGAGGUAUUUGUAUUUUGCAUACCUACUAUUUAUUGUACAAUGAUCAUUAUUACAAUAACGAUAAGGUAUAUUAUUGUACAAUACAUUGAUAAAAUUAUCACGUUUGUCUUAAAAUCGUUAGGAAAAUGACAAACGUAACCUAUAAACUAAUUUAUCAGACAAAUCCGCAAACCACUUUAUAAAUAAAUAUAAAAAAAUAUUUCUUAAAUGAAAUAAUUUUAAAAAUGCGGCUGCGAAUCUAAAUGCUCAUUAGUCUAUUGGCAAAAUUAUUAUUAGUAUCACCUAUGAGAUUAAAUAAAAUUAUAAAUAAUUUGAGCAAUCAAUGCAAUCACGUAGUUUUAUUGCACAACUUUGUGCAAGGCGGUAGCAGUCGGGGCUGUGAGACUUCAUAGCUCCGGAGCUGACAGGAGCUGAUAGGAGCGAACUGGUGCAGACAACGAAGAGCUCUUAGGAGCUAAAGCCCGCGCCACACUACAUCAUUACGGGUAGGUAACGUAGCGUGCAGUGCGCCUUUCCUCUCCUUAUUUAUCGCCUCUUCGAGUAUGUUCUGUUGAAGUUGUUCUCCGGGACUCUCAGUUCUCGCCAUUGUUUCUGUUAAUAAAAUUUAUAUUUGGAUAAAUGCACUAUAUAUGCGUAUAA
Messenger RNA from Spodoptera exigua (beet armyworm), 3067 nucleotides. Lineage: Eukaryota; Metazoa; Arthropoda; Insecta; Lepidoptera; Noctuidae. The record is from the annotation of a GenBank genome assembly.